Molecule: messenger RNA, 3138 nt
Organism: Penicillium verrucosum
Lineage: Eukaryota; Fungi; Ascomycota; Eurotiomycetes; Eurotiales; Aspergillaceae
Product: non-ribosomal peptide synthetase
Exons: 1
Coding region: 1-3138 (1045 amino acids)
Source: RefSeq, a predicted model, not a curated record
AUGCAUCCUCCUACAGCCACGCGUGAAGAACUUCUCGAAAACCAAAGCAUCGUCCUAGUAAAGGGCACCCCGACCCAUUUCCAUAAUGGCAACCGUGUCUAUCCAGGCCUGGCCGAAUCACUGCACGAAAGAGUGAUCAAAAACCCAUCUGCCCCAGCAAUCGAGGUUCGAGGCCAGACAAUUACAUACGGACAGCUUCAUUACCACGCUCUUCAAUUAUCCCGUGAAUUAUUGAAGGUGGGACCUGUCUCUGAAGAGGCAAUUGGAGUCAUUACAGGCUCAGGGUUUGAGCAAAUCGUUGCCCAGGCGGCUGUAAUUUAUGCCGGUUGUACUUGUUGUGCCCUUGACCCUACCCUUCCAGAGGCCCAAAUCAAAUAUCGCCUGUCAAAUGCCGGUGCCCGCUUUGGUCUGGCAGACAAAGAAAACCUUGGACGUAUGCCAGAUCUCACAGUGAUGCCUGUUACGAUCAAACAGCCGACAGACCAAGCCGUGGCAGCUGCCCUUCACUCUUCUCCUACAACAAAGGCGGGUGGUGACCAUCGAACCCAUCUGAUGCAUACUUCCGGGUCGACGGGAAAGCCUAAGACGGUUCAAAUAACAGCCAAAGCUCUCAUCCAUCUUACACAAGACAAAAACGCUAUUUUGAUUGGUGAACACGACCGAACUGCCCAGAUAGCCUUAGUAAGCUUUGAUAUCUCGUUGCUCGAGAUAUGGGUGACAUUGCUACGGGGUGCCACAAUAUUGCCUCUUCCCCGGACUUUGCUUGAGGACAUCCUUCAAUUGGCUCAAACGUGGGACGAUCUAGGAGUCACGGUCAAUAUUGUCCCUGCCUCGCUACUUCCAACGGUCGUCUUAGCAAUUCCCAAGGUCUUCGCUAAGAUGAACGUUGUCUACACAGGUGGCGAGAUGCCGAACCUCAGAGCAAUGAGGACUGUGCUAGAGCAAGGCCCGCCAAAAUGUAUUUUGAACUGCUACGGACCUACAGAGUGCUGUAUCUUCUCUUUAGUGCACAAAGUCACGUUGGAGGAUACCGAAAGGAAUAUUUGUCCCCUGACGCAAUUGGUUGGGGAUACGAAGAUUGCAAUUCUCGAUGAGCAUCACCAGCGAGUUGCUGAAGGCGAGAUUGGGGAGCUUUUCAUAGGAGGUGCUGGUGUAUCCCCGGGGUAUGUCAACCUCCCUGAAAAGACCGCCGAACGGUUCGUCACAAGCGCAAAUUAUUCGGCCUUGCCGCCAUCUUGCAAUUUCUACGCAACGGGGGACUUGGUCCGCAGAGAAAAGAAUGGCCAUGUUUAUAUCCUUGGCAGAUUUGAUAACCAAGUUAAGAUUCGCGGAUUCCGCAUUGAGCUCGAGGGUGUCGAAUCUGCCAUUCUCGAUACGGGCCUGGUCUCUGAAGUGGCAGCUUGCAAGAUUGAUCAGAGCGAGGAAGAAGUCAGCGCAAUCUUGGUUGCAUUCGUCAUCCCAAAGGACAAAAAUACUUUCACGGCUGAGGAGCUCAUCACGGCGUUGAAAGCGAACGUUGCAGAUUACUUGGUGCCUCAAAUUGAAGUUCGCGAUAUGUUGCCCUUGAAUGACCACACGAAGGUCGAUCGGGAAAAGUUGGCGUCGGACUUCGUUGCAGCGACUUUAGAACAGCAACGGCAGAUGACAACAGGAGACCAAGAGCAGACCGUUACCGGGAGACUUAGAAAGAUCUGGUACUCACUCUUGCCAGGGUUCACCGGACAAAUCAGGGAUAGUGACAACUUUUUGAGCCUCGGAGGUAGCUCAUUGCAAGCUGCCAUGUUGAUUAUUCGUAUCAAACGCGAGUUCGCAGUCGAUGUGACAGCAGUUAUGGUGUACGAAGCAACAACAUUCGCUGAUAUGGCCAGUUACAUUGAGUCUGGUGGCAUGAAGUACACGAUCCACGCUGCGUAUAACCGAGCCUAUCGCGCAGAUAUCGAUUACUACGUAUCUCUUGGUCUACACCCACAGCCUGGAUCAGCAGCCCAUUGGCAUCUGCCUUACGAAGGUCGUAUCUUCCUCACGGGAGCUACGGGACUGAUUGGUGCCUUUACACUCCAGAAGUUCCUAACAUUGCCAGAGGUCUCUUGUGUCGUAUGUAUCGUACGCGGUUCAAAUGACAAGGCUGCUCGAGCCCGCGUGUUAAGUGCCCAGGAGCAAUACGGACUACGUGAGACUGGUGUUGACUACAACAAACUUAUAGUCCUCGCUGGUAACCUGGAAAACGAGACAUUUGGAAUUGGCGAAGAACUAUUCCAGCAACUUGCAUACUGGGCCUCAUGUAUCUUUCAUAUUGCUGCUCAUGUGAAUUACGCACAGCCAUACUCCAGCCACCGCGGUGCCAAUGUCAUCGGCACGGCCAACAUCCUCCGCUUUCAAGCAAUUGGCCGACCCAAGCGGUUACAUUACACGUCCUCCCUGUCAAUAUACGGCCCAACGGGUAUGGUUGAUGGCUACACGUGUGUUGGGGAGAACGACCACCCUAUGAAAUACAUGCGAUCUGUGCAGUAUGAUAACGGAUAUACACAGAGCAAGUGGGUUGCUGAGAAGAUGGUCGUUGACGCUCGGGAUGACGGAUUCCCAAUCACGGUUUAUCGCCCAGGUGCAGUGUUCUGCCAUAGUGUUACCGGUGUCGGUCCGACUGGUGAUUUCCUUGCUCGAUUGAUGGGAAGCUGUAUUCGGAUGAGAUGUUUCCCGACCAUGAUGCGACAAAGCAAGAAUUCUAUGCCUGUGGACUAUAUGGUCAAUGCUAUGCUACACGUCUCCAAGCUGACGGAGAGUGUAGGUCAAUCUUACAACCUGGCUCCUGAAAUGACACAGCAGCCCACAAGUGAGAUGACCGAGAUGUUCAUGACACUGCAGGAAGCUGCCCAGGUGCCUAUGGAGGAAUUGCCAUAUAACCAGUGGCUGGAACGUCUUAAAGACCAAGAUGACAAGGACCCGCUACGACCACUGCUGCCCAUGCUGGAUGAAAAGGUCUAUGAUGGCCACUGUCGAUGGGAAAUGUAUGAGAGUAUGCCAAUCUAUGAGACAGAUAACCUCCGAAGACAUUUGGUGGGCGCACCAGAAUUAGCUCACUGCCCACCAUUGAGCGCGGAAAUGUUGCGGAAGUUCUUGAUUCACGCGAAAUUGAUUUAA